AUGUUCUUCCCGUUGUUGCUCGGCGCUGCCGUAGUGUCGGCUGGUCCAGCACCCAUUGCUAGAGACAGCUCCAGCUCAGCAGUUUCAGUCAGUGUGACUGCACCUGAAGAUGCAGGCGAGCCAAUUCUGCGUCCAUUCGUCUCAUUUUCAAUUGAGCUUUCUUCGUUUCCUGAUUUCGCUGGUAACUUGUCCCAGCCGAACAAGUUUUCAAAUCAGUUAUUAGACAACUUGGCUGACCUCCAGGGUGUCAAGUCCUAUAUUCGAGUUGGCGGAAGCACUCAGGAUCUCACCCUGUAUGACCCCAACUUGAAGACCGGAAUUAAUGGAACAUAUGUUUCAUCCGUCUCAUCAGACUACCCUGCAAUUGUCUCUAUCGGACCCUCAUUUUUUGAGUCCUAUGCGACAUGGCCUGGCGCAAAGUUCAGUUUCGGAUUCAAUCUCGCCGAAAACGGGACUGAGGGUCGGAAGAAUCUGAUCGAGACUGCUUCUCUGGCGUGCAAGGCUCUCAAGGGAAAACUGGCUUACUGGGAGCUAGGUAACGAGCCUGAUCUGUUCAAAACCACCACACCUGGUACAAAGCGGCCAGCCAGUUGGGAUGAAAGUGACUAUGUGGCUGAAUGGUUAUCCAAAACCGAGCUCAUCAAGCGUCAGAUGGCCAAAACAUGUCCCGAGCUCGCAACAGAUGCCGAAUACAAGUAUAUUGCGCCCUCGUUUGCCGGCUUAACGAAUAGUUUGGACCCAGUGACAACAUGGCAAGAUGGACUUGGUACAGACAACGAUGAUAUAAAGUUGAACUCCAUGCACAACUACAUUUCUGGCGCUACCUCGCCAGGGGUGACGCUCCAAAGAACUCUAAUGAACCACACCCAAACGGUUGAAAGUGUUCAGCAACAUGUAAAUCUAUCGAACGUGCUUAACGAAGAAGAUAUCACAACUGGAAUCCCAUAUAUCCUCGGUGAAACCAACUCCCUAUACAACGAAGGUAAACCAGGGUUAUCAAACUCAUUCGGCGCUGCUCUUUGGGGCGUCGACUUCAAUCUUUAUUGUGCUUCUCAGAGCAUCCGCCGAACGCACAUGCAUCAAGGCACAAACUAUCGGUAUGUUGCAUGGCAGCCUAUCCAAACUAACGAUACCACAAUCGGUACCAAGGCCCCUUACUACGGGAAUGUCAUGGUAGCAGCGAUGCUGGGUAGUGGGGAUAGCCCAAGCUCAGCGAACGUCCAAGUCGUGAAUCUUCCAUUACAAGACGAGAAUGAAGCCGCUUAUGCCGCGUACAUUGACGGAAAAAUCAGCCGGAUCGCCGUGAUCAACCUGCAGGAGUAUAAUUAUACUGUUUCAGACUCGUCGGCUUCCCGGCCUUCCGUUACGUAUGAGUUUCUUUUGUCCGACGUUUCGAGUAAAUCGCUAUCGGUGCAGCGGUUGAUGGCCAAUGGGAGUAAUGCGAUCUCGGGUAUUACUUGGGAUGGAUGGUCUUAUAAUUAUGAAUUGAAGGGUGGUGCGCCCGUACGCUUGGAUAAUGUGACUACUGGAGAGACUGUUUCGGUGGAUUCGAAGGGGUUGGUCCAGGUUAAGGUUCCUUGGUCUAGCGGUGUUAUCUUGAAUGUUUAG
Penicillium malachiteum is the source of this 1608-nucleotide messenger RNA. Its product is annotated as glycosyl hydrolase family 79 C-terminal domain-containing protein. The record is from RefSeq and is a predicted model, not a curated record. Bases 1 to 1608 code for a protein of 535 amino acids. The transcript is spliced from 4 exons. Lineage: Eukaryota; Fungi; Ascomycota; Eurotiomycetes; Eurotiales; Aspergillaceae.